CGGUCGACAAGUGAGCGCGGGUUGUUUUAUCGCCAUUAGGAGCGAGCGAAAGAAUUAAAAAUUUCCCCAUAGGCGCGGCGGGGGCAGGGCACACUCGCCGUCGCCAUCGCCAUGCCUGCCUCUAUCCGCUAUUCCUCUUCGUCUUCCUCCUCCUCCUGCUCUUUAAUCACCCGGGAACGAAGAGGCGGGAUGCUUAGUGGAUAGCAGGGCCUUGAGCGGGAAGCGGCCGGGCCGAGGAGACCGGCGUCCAGAGGGGGCCGCCGCGCCGGACUGAGAUGCUGGAGCAAUGUCAGAUUCAAAGGGCGGCGCCGGCGGCAUGGGCGGCAUGAACAUGGUCACCACGGUGAUGGCCUUCUCGGUCAGCGCCUUCUUCGUGCUCUUCGUCUUCACCAGGCUGCUCUGCGCGCGCCUCCACCUGUCCAGGGCCGCCGCCGCCGCAGACCGAGCAGCCGGCGACGCCUUCGUCGUCUCGGCCUACAACGUGGAGCGCGGGAUCCACGGGCUGGAGCCCUCCGUGGUGACGACCUUCCCCACCGUCAAGCUCGGCGACGGCGGCCCGCAGCGGCCGCCGGUGCAGGAGGCGCAGUGCCCGGUGUGCCUGGAGGAGUACGAGGCCAAGGACGUGGUGCGCGUGCUGCCGGCCUGCGGCCACGCCUUCCACGCGCCCUGCAUCGACGCCUGGCUCCGGCAGCACCCCACCUGCCCGGUCUGCCGCGCCUCCCUGCGCGCCAAGGCCAGCGGCGGCAACCGCGCCGCGCCGCCCGAACACAGCGUCCUCGUCGCCGGCGCCGCCGCCGCGAGGGCGGCCUCCUCCCAGGUCCCCGCGUCCUCGUCCGACGUCACCGCGUCGUCACCGCAAGCGCCCCGCGGGCACCGGACGGACAUGGACGCGGCGGAUGGCCGGCUGGAGAUCGUCACCGAAGAGCCCGCCUCCCCCAGCGACCCGAGCCCUGCUGCUGCUGCUGCUGCCGGCCGCCAUUCUCCCUGCGGCGAGACGGUGAGGCAGAGCGGGAGCGCCGCCGGCGCGUCGGAGCAUUACUAGGUAGCGCACGCUGACACACGCCUUGUUUACAUGGAACGGAACGGUGCUGUGAGUUGAGAUCGCGACGUGUUCAGGAGGUUAGUGUUGGGGAAAAUUCAAUCUGGUUUUAACAGGCUUCUUCAUUCUGAUUUCGUGAAGCUCAUCGCGCUUGCUUGUACAGUCUUGGUUGAAAUGAUUGAUGCGCUUGUCCUUACGUGAUCAAUAGUAGCUUGAAAGCCAUGCUGGCGCUAUGGGUUUUUUUUUUUCACUCUGCAGUGUAGUGCGUGACAUGGAACCCGUGACUGCAGACUUCCGCAAGGAAAGUCGCUUCGGAAAUCAGAACGGAAGGCUCUCUAAAUUCUGCGCGGCCCAGUAACAAAUCGGCCCACGUAAAAGCAAAGUGCUUUUCUGACUCGCAGGCAGCAAAGGGCGGGAGGCGGCGCGCGCGUUUAGUACCACCUCGGCGGUUCGAGGAGGGUAGGACGGUGGAGCUAGCUACAAAGCAAAGGCCAGGGGCAACGAUGUUCCAUACUUACCUGGACGGGGUCGAUGCCCGAUCAUGAAGGGGCAUGGCCUAGGUUAGGGGCCCACAUUGCACUCGGUGGGUGCGCUGGCCUACCAUCUCCCCAAGUGGGAGAGUGGACGUCAUAAUUUGUGGUAGAGGGGGUACGCGUUCGCGCGGCCCCUGC
Messenger RNA from Panicum hallii, 1710 nucleotides. RefSeq names its product E3 ubiquitin-protein ligase ATL6-like. The coding region runs from base 287 to 1042 and encodes 251 amino acids. The transcript has 4 exons. NCBI's taxonomy places the organism in Eukaryota, Viridiplantae, Streptophyta, Magnoliopsida, Poales, Poaceae. The record is from RefSeq and is a predicted model, not a curated record.